This is a messenger RNA of Trichomonas vaginalis G3, 5964 nucleotides long. Its product is annotated as beige/BEACH-related family. NCBI's taxonomy places the organism in Eukaryota, Parabasalia, Trichomonadida, Trichomonadidae. Gene Ontology annotation, molecular function: protein binding. The transcript has a single exon. The record is from RefSeq and is a predicted model, not a curated record. The coding region runs from base 1 to 5964 and encodes 1987 amino acids.
AUGAAGAAGUUUUUGCAAUUAGAACAAAACAACGUUGAUAUCAUCAGUGCAGUGCUUCUAAACUUCUCUAUGUCGCAGAGAUUUUACAUCCAUGAUGAAGAUUCCAUUGAAAUUUUAAUAGAUUUGAUUUCAUAUCUGAAUAUCUCAAAAGUUGAUCACAUUUCGUCAGAUAAGUUCAAUGAUUUCGUACUUUCACUGAUAGAAAACCACUUCUUGAUAAGAAAUCCUCAACUUUUGGAGAAAUAUUUAAUAGAAAUUUUGAAAUUAAUCGAAAAAACACAGAUUUUAACAGAUUUUACACAAAUAAUGGCUACAGUAUCAUCAAAUCUGCAUCCAUUAUCUGAUAAUUUCAUUGAUUUUUACUUGAAUUAUUCAAAUUUGGAAAAUUUAACACAGAAAUCGGCCAUUCAUGUAACAUUUCUAAUUAUUGAGCUAGUUAAAGACGGAAACUUCGACAGGGCAAAGCCAAUUCUUAGUAGUUUGCAUGAUAAUUAUGAAAUUUUCCAAAUUUUAGUGAAAGAUUACAAAUUAGACAUCAACAUCCUUGAGUUAAUCACUCCACAGAACCAAACAGAGAUAUUAAACAUCUUAGAAAUGAUUUCCAGAAACUAUUGCUCAAUAAUUUUUGUCCAAAAACUGAUUUGUUACUUGAAACAAGACAACAAUGGUAUAAACAGGGAUCUUAUAUAUGAAUUCAUGUUCAAACACCUUAUUAAGUCAAAUAAAACCCCAAAUUUCGGAAAUUAUUUGACAGAAAACCAGAAGAAACAUCAAAUUCCAGUUACAGAAGGCAUCACAUUCAUAUGUUACAUCUAUUUCGACCAAAAUGAUGAAGAAUCAGAGCAAAUUCCUGUGAUUUUGGAAAUUAAUUUUGAAAAUUUUUCUCCAAUGAAAGUUUUGAUCGAAAGAAACAGUAUUUUGUUCGAGGACACAAACAGACAGUAUUCAAUCCACGACAAAUUCAUUAAAAAUAAUUGGAAUUUCUUUAGUUUGUCAAUUUCUCAAAAAGGUGACACAAAUUUGACACUAAAUGAUGAAACGAUUUGUUUUAUGACUUCUGAGAUAAAAGAGACGAUGACUGUUACUGUUGGCAGUAAAAUGAUUGAGAAUAGUGUUCAAUCAAAACAUUUGUUGAGUAAUUACUUGAUUUCCAAUUUAAUUUCUCAGCAAAACAUUGAAAAAAUCAAAGAAAAAGAUUUCAGAUUUUUGAGUGAAAUCAAAAACUUUUUCGUUUUCGAAGAAUCGAAAGAAAUCUCUUUCUCAAAACAAAACUUUUCUUCUGUACUCGUCAAUCAGUGCAGAUUUGACUUGUGUUUCAACUUGUUUAACUCUUGGAAAAUAGAAAAUAAAGAAGAAAAAGAAAAUCAAAAUGAUAAGAAAGAAAUAUCUGAAAAAGAAGAAAAUAAUGAAAAGAAUUCUUAUGAAAACAAUGAAAAUGAAGGAAAUCAAAAUGAAAAUCAUAACGAAAAAGCAAGAAAAGAAAGUGAUGAUGAAAAUCAAACUGAAAAGAAGGAAAUUUCUGAAAAAGAAGAAAAUAAUGAAGCAAAUUCUAAUGAGAACAAAUAUGAUAAAAAAGAAAGUGAAGAGAGACAAAAAGAAACAGAAGAAAAUGAAGUGAAAAACGACUCAGUUGUUAUUAAAAAUAAUAAAGAAGAAUCUGAAAGAGAAAAUAUGAACAAGAAUGAAGAAGAAAAAGAGAAAAGUAAAGAAAAUGACAAAGAAGAAAAUGUUAAGAAUCAACAAAAUGAAGAAGAAAAUCAACAGUAUCGAGUCCAAGAAGAAAGAAAUAAACAAAAUGAGUUAAACAACAAUGAAACAAAUAAAAACAGUAGUAAUAAAAAUAAAGAAAAUGAUCCAACAAAUUUAGAUAUAAAUUUACAAAUUGAAGAAAAUCAAAUAAAAAUGAAUGAAGAUUUGUAUGAAAAAGUUCUUUGUCUUUUAGAACUGAUGUUGAAUUACAACCAGAAAUCAGAGUUAAUUUUCCUAAAAAGAGAUGGAUUCCACAUCAUUUUCUACUUAAUUACAAAUGGACCGACUGAAUUCAUCACAUUCAAACUCUACAAGAAAUUUUACGAAAUUUAUUUGAACUUGACGCAAACAGAACUAAAAAAUCAGAUGAUGAAUGAAAUUCUGCUGAAUUCAACAAUUUGGUCAAAAUCAAGAAGCGAAGACCAACUCCAAGUCUACAUACACUGGGCAAAUGAACUAAUUCCUACUCAUUAUUCUUCAAUUGCUAAAAUUAAACCAUUUAAACGGUUUUUGUGUCAAAUUUCUUUACAUUACAAUUUAUAUUCACAACUACACAAUUUUAGACCAGAAAUAUCAUUAAAGCAGGAAGAAAUACCAAUGGAAGAGUUCAGAUCAUUAUUUAUGACAAUUCUUACAUUGAUUGCACAAAACCAAUUCUCUUUAAACAAUUUCAAAUUAAUGAUUUCGUUUUGUCAAUCAAAUCCUGACAGAGAAUUUUCCAAAUUCGUGUUAGUGUGUUUGAAUAAUAUUAUACACACUAAUCCAUGUCCUGUUUCUGAGUUUGCAAACCAAACUAUUGAUUUAUUGAUGACUUUAUCAAAAAUUUCUGAUUUUGCUCCAUUGGUUUUGGAAAUUUUUAUUUUUUUGACAUGUAACAAAAUAAUUUUACAUGACAAAAAGGAUAUUUUAAUUUAUUUUGCAAAGAAUUUUGAGUGCAUAACAAUGGAAGAACUGAAAAUAUACAUAGACAUGAUGAAGACAGACUAUUCCUUAUUAAUUAUUUGUUGUGUUGCAGCGAAAAAAAUUGGAAAAAUUGAAGCAAUUGAAUUAUUAUUCUCAGGAAUUUAUCCUUCUAAGGAAUUUGCAGCUGAAAAAUGUUGGUUUAUUUAUCCUUUAUUCAUUUUACAUUUGACAAACUCUUAUACAAGACAAUUACUAUUGAGGUUCUUAGUUUUGUGUGAUCCUUUACAAUGGAAAAUGAUAUUUACAAUGAUCGAUUUCCUCUCAAUUAAUUGUAAUGCAAAAAGUGAAUUUUUGAAUGCGAUUAUUACUUAUAUUUCUUCAGGAGAUAUUUUGUUGACAGAAGAUAUUUCAAAAAUUUUCAUUGAUUUGUUCAAAAAUUAUGUAUUCUUUAAUUCAGAAAAUAAGGUUAUGUUGUCACUUUUUAUGUCAUCUCCUUUUGUAACUCCUGAUAUUUUUGAGCAGUUCGAGAUGAAACAAACUGUUAAUAAUACCGCGAAUUUCUCUGAUUUAUUGAAUUUUAUUGAAAAAAUUCAAUUGAAACAGCAAAAAGUGACAUUUCAAUUGAAUUUAGAUUCCAAUGGAGAAUGGAUUGAUGCACAUUUAUGCUUUAAUAGUCUUAGUGUAUUAGAGAGAAUGCAAUGCGACGAUUUGUUUUAUAUUAUUUGUUAUUUUUUGUUGAGUUCGAAAUUCAAAAAUUUCGAAUUAUAUGUUGAAAACAUUUUCUCGAAAAAUGACUCGAGAAACAAAAAGAAUUUCGAAAGAUUCUUAAUGUUUAAGAUGUAUUUAUUAACAAAAUCAAAUGAUUAUCAAUGUUUUGUUAAUGAUUUCAUUUGUUUUGAGAAUUUUUCGAAAGAUUUUUCUUUUGAUUUUCAAAAUAUAAACGAAAUCAAAAGUUAUUUCGAAAAUGGAAUCAAAUACAACAUGGAAUACCAUGAUUUAUCAGCCCUCUGGGCUCUUUCUGUUGAAGGAGAACUACACAUGAUGAAAUCUGAUUUGUACAAAGGAAGAAAAUCAUGGAAAAUCGUCGAAAAUUUUGUUUCUUCUUCAUCUUUGACAUGGAAAACUAAUGAAAAGAAACACUACAGAAGAGAUGAAACAGGAUGUUACUCAACAUGCCCUUUCAAACUCAAAGUUAACCAUAAUUUCGAUGACCACAAAGAUGCAGAAAAUUUAAACAAAGAAAUUGAAUUGUUUUCUCAAAAAAGUGACACAAAAAAGGUCGAAAACUUCGAUCGAAUUAAUUCUUCAUUAUUUAGACCUUCUUUGUGUUCAUUCCAAAUCAAAUGGAUCACUAUUUCAAAACAAAAAACUGCUGAAGUCAAAAUUUACGAAAAAGAAUUUUAUGUCAAUUUUCCAACCGGAAAAAGUCAAAAAAUACGUUACGACAUAAUUGGAUUGAUCAGACACACGACUUACUUGCAUCAUUUCGAUUCAGCUUUGUUGUCUUUGAUCAAUGGAAAAACGUAUUUUUUGAGAUUUCGCAGUGAAUCAGAAAGAAAUAAAUUUUCAAACGAAAUCGAAAAAAUAAAAAGUGACAUAAAUAUUUCAAGAAAAAUGAUCGUUGAAGAUAACGAUCAAUUUCUUCAGAAAUGGGUGAAAGGCGAGCUUUCUAAUUUCUCGUAUUUGAUCUACUUGAAUUUAGUUUCUGGUCGAACAUUCCGUUGUUCAAAUCAAUACCCAAUUUUCCCUUGGACUUUGACCGAUUAUAAAAGUGACAAGCUUAAUUUAAAUGACGAAAAUGUCUACAGGGAUUUAACGAAACCCAUUGGUGCAUUGAACGAAAACAGACUUAAAAUGCUUAAGAAACUAAUGGAAUGUUUGAAAACAAAUGACCAAAAGUAUUAUUUAUAUUCUAAUGGACCGAAUUGUCCAUUGACUUUAUUCCUUUUAUUAGUUAGAGUUGAACCAUUUACUUCUUUACACAUUGACAUUCAGGAUGGAAAAUUUGAUACAGCUGAAAGACAGUUCAAAUCAAUAGAACAACUCUUUGAAAAUGUUUCUAAUGAUAUGAAUGAUUUCAGAGAAUUAAUUCCUGAGUUCUUUUUCUAUCUAGAUUUCCUUCUCAACAAAGAUAAAUUUAAUUUAGGUUUGGAAAACGAAGGAAAUGUUUUGCUUCCAAAAUGGUCAAAUAAUUCUCCUUUUGAAUUCGUUUAUAAAAUGAGGAAAUCUCUUGAGUCUGAUUUCGUUUCUAAGAACUUAAAUCAUUGGAUUGAUUUGAUGUUCGGUUAUAAACAAAAAGGUGACGAAGUGGUUUUGUCAGAUAACAUUUUCAAUCCAGAUUUAUAUGACAAUGUUUGGGACCAAAAAAAUCUGACAAAAGAACAGAUAAAUACAUUGGAAUUGGGAUUGAAACACCUCGGUCAAAUGCCUGCUCAAAUAUUUGACAAACCUCAUCCACCAAAAAGUGACAAUUUGACACAACCAACUGUCAAAACCAGAAUUUUAAGAUUUACGAAAAAAGUUGUUGAAAAAGGCAAAAUUUUCGAAGAUUUUGUGAGUAUUUGUACAGAAAAACAAAUUAUCUUUGCAUGUAUUUCAUCACAAGAUAUGAUGAGGGUACCAAAACAAGGAGAAAUUGUUGGUUUUGGCGACAAAUGCGUUGUUAACGAGAAUGGUUUCGUUUUUUACGUUGACAAAACAAUUAAUUUGAAUUCAAAAGUUGUUUAUUUCAAUUUUUGCCAAAUUUACAUGGCAAUUAUUGGCGACGAUAACAUUGUAAGGAUUCUUCAACCCAAUUUUGAUGGAUCUAAUUCAUUUCCUUAUUACAAUGGAGAUGCGAUUGGUGUCGAAAUCUCAGUUUCUUUCCAUUCUGUUUUAGUUUACUCAAAAAGAAACAUUUGUUUGUAUUCUUUAUCAGGAAAUACAGAUGUUCUUUCGUUGGAUUUCGAUGUAGAUAUAUCCAAGGUGAAGAUUACAAGUGGAUGGGGAUUUAUUGUUAUUUUAACCGAAGAUGACGAAAUUUUCCUUUACACAAUUAAUGGAGAUUUUGUAAAAAAGUGUCAUUUAAACGAAAAAGUGACAUCUCUAGAAACAUAUACAACAUCGAAAGGAUUCGAUUACAUUGUGCUCGGGUGCAAGAACGGUGUAAUUUUAGAGUCUGACACUAUCGAAUUGACUUUUGAUAAGAAAAUUUUCUGUUUGAACGAUGAAAUAAUUGAUGCGGUUAUUUCAAUGAGAGGUUCCUGUUACAAUGUGUUAAUUAAGUCAGGAUCUCUUUAUAUAUUACCUAGAAAAACUAUAGAUUGUAUUUAA